Molecule: messenger RNA, 342 nt
Organism: Fusarium subglutinans
Lineage: Eukaryota; Fungi; Ascomycota; Sordariomycetes; Hypocreales; Nectriaceae
Exons: 2
Coding region: 1-342 (113 amino acids)
Source: RefSeq, a predicted model, not a curated record
AUGGACACCAACCAAUCCAGCUCGGCCCCGCGUCCCCCAGUCAUCAUUCACUGUCCAGGUGGUGAGACCCUGUAUGCAAUGAGCAAAGCGGAAUGUGGUCAAGCCGCCUUUGAAGAUGCGUUCCGUCACACAAACCUUGAGCGUGAAUAUGGCAUAACCAGAGCUGAGCGUGCUUCUGGUGGUCCCAACACCUCACCUGGCACUGGCAUCAACGCGCUCAAAUCUCUCGCGGGCCAACUCCUGCAUGUCCUCAAUGACAUGGAGAAGCUUCAGAAACAGAAAGAGGAGAUCAUGAAACAGAUCGAGUCCCGCGGUGGGAUCAUUGAGGAGCCAAAGAAGUAG